UCGCUUGUCUCCGGCAUUUCAAAACAAUCACAGUCACAUCAUCAGCCUGCCAGUGUAUUGUCUGCUGUUUCCCGUUCGUUUAGGACAAAGAGAUGGCAAUAAAGUGAGUCAUUGCAUUUUGAUUAUUGGGCAUUAAGCGUUUACAGCAGCCAUGUGGAAAAUACCAAGGAGGAUUUCACUGACUGCUAGGUUGUGUUGCUUUCCCAAGGACCCACUGGAGGAUGUUGACACCUGGAGUGAGUCGAUGGACAAAGUCCUCACUUGUAAAGCCGGACAGUUAGCUUUCCGAGAGUUCCUGCAGUCGGAGCACAGUGAGGAGAACAUCCUGUUUUGGCUUGCGUGUGAGGAGUAUAAAAAGACUAAGACGGUCCCAGAGAUGAUCUCUUCUGCCAACAGGAUCUACUCUGAGUUUGUCCAAACAGAAGCGCCCAGACAGAUCAACAUUGAUUGUGCUACCAGGGAGAACAUAACAAAGAACAUCUCUCAGCCGACCCUGACUUCGUUCGACACGGCACAGAAGCUCAUCUACUGCUUGAUGGCCAGAGAUUGCUACCCACGCUUCCUCAAAUCUGACAUCUAUCAAGGCCUGCUGAGGAGAACUGACUCAAGGUGACUGUUUUUAAACCACAGACGUGCAAAAUCUCUCCAAAUCUCUCAUCGGCAGUAGCCUUACUAUCGGCUUGAAGUGUACAGAAUGUAGAUUUUUCUCAACCUGUGUGGCAGUAGACAGUCCGAGACCAUUUGCAGCUUGUAUUAUACUGUUAUCUUUUUAAUUAAGUGAAGAUAAUAAAGGUCUUUAAAGACAGAUUGUGCACUGAGAUCUAUUUUCUCCGCUCCACCCUACUAAAGAACGAAUACCCACAUGUCAAGUAUUAUUAUCGAACUGAUUGUAACUGACAGAAAUUUAAAUAUUCUCUGACGCAUUUUCUUUCCAAAU
Messenger RNA from Dunckerocampus dactyliophorus (ringed pipefish), 937 nucleotides. Its product is annotated as regulator of G-protein signaling 21-like. NCBI's taxonomy places the organism in Eukaryota, Metazoa, Chordata, Actinopteri, Syngnathiformes, Syngnathidae. The coding region runs from base 152 to 613 and encodes 153 amino acids. The record is from RefSeq and is a predicted model, not a curated record. The transcript is spliced from 4 exons.